Pygocentrus nattereri (red-bellied piranha) is the source of this 3442-nucleotide messenger RNA. It is a transcript of the gene rcbtb1, whose product is annotated as regulator of chromosome condensation (RCC1) and BTB (POZ) domain containing protein 1. The record is from RefSeq and is a predicted model, not a curated record. Bases 351 to 1946 code for a protein of 531 amino acids. The transcript has 12 exons. Lineage: Eukaryota; Metazoa; Chordata; Actinopteri; Characiformes; Serrasalmidae. Gene Ontology annotation, molecular function: protein binding.
GCCUUAUUUGGAGGAUGACGUAGCUGGUCAGCUCAAACCUCUGUGGCGGUGCGAACCUGUCACCCAUACGAAGAAGCGGAGAGAGAGGUAGAGAGAGAGAGAGGUAGAGAGAGAGGUAGAGAGAGAGAGAGGUAGAGAGAGAGGUAGAGAGAGAGAGAGAGAGAGAGAGAGAGAGAAGCUUUUUACCAGCACCGCAGUCAUCCUCUCUCUGGUAAUAUUCUCAAACGCCUCUACUCCUUGUUAGUAUUAGCACUGCCAGUAGCUGCAGUGUGUCCUCCGGUAGCGGUGCUGUUUCUGCCCCUGCCCCCAAGCCUGUCUCCCCCACCCCUCGGAGCAUCAGUAGUAUAGCCAUGGUGGACGUCAGCAAAUGGCCCCUCUUUACACUCAUGAGUGCGCAGGAGAUUGCCUCAAUACGACAGGCGUGUGUCUUUGGAACGUCUGCUAACGAGGCCAUCUACAUCACCCAUGAUGAUGAGGUGUACGUGUUUGGGCUGAACUGCAGUAACUGUUUGGGCACAGGGGACAGUCAGAGCACCAUCGUCCCCAAAAAACUGGAUUGCCUGAGUGGGAAGAAGGUGGUCAGUCUCAGCUAUGGCAGUGGGCCUCAUGUUCUACUUGCUACAGAUGAGGGAGAGCUAUUUGCUUGGGGACAUAACGGGUACAGUCAGCUUGGUAAUGGAACAACCAAUCAGGGAGUGUCUCCUGUGCUGGUGUCCACUAACCUGCAAAACAAGAGGGUGAUUGAGGUGGCCUGUGGGUCGCACCACUCGUUGGCUCUGAGCCAUGAUGGGGAGGUGUUCGCCUGGGGGUACAACAACUGUGGUCAGGUGGGCUCAGGCUCCACUGCCAACCAGCCCACACCACGUAAAGUCUCCAACUGCCUCCAGAACAAAGCAGUGGUCAGCAUAGCCUGUGGCCAGACCUCCUCCAUGGCUGUGUCAGACAAUGGGGAGGUGUAUGGUUGGGGUUAUAAUGGUAAUGGACAGCUUGGGUUGGGAAAUAAUGGGAACCAGCUCACUCCAUGCCGUCUAGCAGCGCUACAGGGUCUGUGUGUUCUGCAGAUUGCGUCUGGUUACGCCCACUCGCUGGCACUAACAGAUGAGGGGCUUCUGUACGCUUGGGGAGCCAACACUUAUGGUCAGCUUGGUACAGGCAACAAGAGCAACCAGAUGAGUCCCGUUCAGGUCAUGGCCGAGAAAGAGAGGAUUGUGGAGAUAGCUGCCUGCCACUCCACACACACCUCCGCAGCAAAGACCCAGAGCGGUCAGGUGUAUAUGUGGGGUCAGUGUAGAGGCCAGUCCAUCGUCCUGCCCCACCUCACACACUUCUCCUGCACGGACGACGUUUUCGCCUGCUUUGCAACGCCUUCAGUCAUGUGGAGACUGCUGUCAGUAGAGCAUGAUGACUUCCUGACAGUGGCCCAGUCUCUGAAGAAAGAGUUCGACAGCCCUGAGACUUCAGACCUCAAGUUCAGCGUAGAUGGCAAAUUUAUUCACGUCCACAAAGCAGUGCUCAAAAUCAGGUGUGAACACUUCCGGUCCAUGUUUCAGUCCCACUGGAAUGAGGAUAUGAAAGAGGUCAUAGAGAUCGAUCAGUUCUCAUACCCUGUCUACCGCUCUUUCCUUGAGUUCCUCUACACAGACACGGUGGAUCUUCCUCCAGAAGAUGCCAUCGGACUGCUGGAUCUGGCAACCUCUUACUGUGAGAACAGGCUGAAGCGGCUAUGUCAGCACAUCAUUAAGCGAGGCAUUACUGUAGAGAAUGCCUUCUCCCUGCUGUCUGCUGCAGUUAGAUACGAUGCUGAGGAUCUGGAGGAAUUCUGUUUCAAGUUCUGCGUGAACCACCUGACCGAGGUCACCCAGACAGCAGCAUUCUGGCAGAUUGAUGGGAACAUGUUGAAGGAGUUUAUCUGCAGAGCCAGCCGCUGUGGAGCCUUCAAAAACUGACGCUGCGGCCUCAGGCCAGCACCCUGUGCGCACAUGCAAAGGAUUAUUAGCCAAGAAGCCCAUCUGUUACUGCAGGCAGUCAUCCAGACCACUAGAAGGCGCUGUUGGUUAUUGAAGUUGGUCAAUCUUCAAGGCAGAAGAUUCUUCAAGGGCUUUGUUGAUUUGCAGGACAGACCUAGACCAAGUGGACUCCAGGUCAUUCCAGUGGCAUCAGUUACGCAGUGCCGAUUUCUAUGAAGUCACCUGCCGUGUUUAUCUUGCUAAUUUUCCGUCUAAGCAAUGGGAAAGAUUCAACAAACAUGCAUUCAUGAAUCCAUAGGUAUAUUCAGUGCAAGUUUAGGAAUUCUGGCACAUUUGUCCCCUAGAGAUUUUGGCACUUGAUGUCUUUUGCCAGUUAGGAUCUCUAUGUCUUACUUUAGAGCCCAUCUGUUACUGAGAUCUGUCUCCUAAGUAACUGUGUUACUCAUGAAUAAUUGGUAGCCAUAGAGCUGAUCUGUUACUUUAUAUGCUGUUUACACUGUUUCAAUUCACAAAUCAAAUAUUGGAGACAUAAAUAUAAUAAUGUUACAUCCUAACACUGCUGCUGGUGUAGUCUGCACUGUGGUGGUAACUGAGGUGGUAGGAUUAUAUAGCUUUGGUGUGCAUCAUUGAAAGCACUUACAUGAACAUUUGUUACUUUUCUCUCCUUCUUUCAUCUGUCAGUGUUAGAGAGGUGAAUUACUGGUUUUCUGGGUUGGUGCAGUGCAUUCAUCUUUUAAGGAACAAGGUGUAAUUGCAGGUAUUAGCAAAUAUACUGGCACAUACCAAUGUGCAACCCCAUUAGAUACACCUUCUCAUUUUAGCUGCUCAAACACUGCUCAUAAUCCAACAUUGACCAUGUCUUAAACUUCUAAAUGAUCUAUUCCUUUGUGGAAAAAACACUUUAAAUUUGCUAUUUUGCUUUUUAGGUGGCUGGCAGUUCACUUUUGCACUUUCCUUAGAACAUAUAUGAAUAUUUUUAUUUUGUUAUUGUUUACGUGUUCGUCUGCGACGUGUCACUGAGGACUCACCACUGAAAAUUGUUUGUGUAAAAUCAGACUUGGAUUUGCAUCCAGACAAUUAGCCAGAUGCAGAAAGGCCUCAUGCUUGGCUUCUGUGGAUUAUCAAGAGAAAUGUAGUCAAAGCUGUCAAAACAGCUGCUUCUAUUUACUCAGUUACUCAGUAAAGACUCUUGUCCAUUUCCAGUAGUUACAUGGAAGUUCAGAGGUUUAGAUUUUCAUUUUGUAUGACUUUAGUUUUGUCCUGUCUGAGUAAUUUUGUAUGUACACACAAAUGCCCCUCUGAAUUUUUGACUGGUCACAUGUAGAAGCAAAGUGUGUGAAAUGUAUGUUAAAGGAGUGUAUAUAUUGUAUAGUUUUUGCAUUACAUCUGAGAAAUGAUUUAUCUACUUAAACAGGCAUCAGUAUUGUAUAAUAUCAUGUGAUGAAAAUAAAGCUUUUCUUUACAGUUUGGGUAAA